AAAAAAAAAAAAGAAGAACAAUUACGAUUUAGGAUCAUCACCUACAGCACAAGUCUAAUGGAUUCGUCUUCUUCUUCUACUGAUAACGGCGGCGGCAGGCACCGGCCGGAGGAAGAGAGCCCCCUCUGCGCCCGCGGCUGCGGAUUCUUCGGCACGGCGGAGAAUCGCGGCCUCUGCUCCAAGUGCUACUCCGACGAACUCAAAGAGAAGAUGGCCAAAUCGGAGCCGUCAAUAAUCGGCACGAGCCAGCAGGACUCCUCCGUUCUUCCCGCCGCCGCCGAUCAAUACAAAUUCCCGACGGAACUCGAAAUCGAAAAAUUGAUCGAUGCUUUGAAGGCAACAACGAUUCCAGAAACCGACGGCGGCGGCGGCAAACCCUCGGUCUCCGCCGCCCCUCCAGUCGCGAAGAACAGAUGCGAAUCGUGCAGGAAGAAAGUUGGAUUAUUAGGGUUUGUGUGCCGGUGUGGGGGCACGUUCUGUGGGGCCCACAGGUACCCGGAGGCGCAUCCCUGCCGGUUAAAUUUCAAGGAAACCGGAAAAAUUACGAUCGAGAAGGAAAAUCCGGUUUGCAAAGCUGACAAGAUUUCAGAUAGGGUUUGAUCGUUACAGUUUUUUUUUUCUUUUUCUUUUUAAUAAAUAAAUUUAGGACUAUUGAUUUUUUUUUAGCUAAUUUCGAAUUCUUCAUUGACAAUGCAAGAUUGUUAAUAUUACUAUAUUUUUUUUUCUAUUCAAUCCAUCAGCUUUGAUAUGCCUA
Erythranthe guttata (spotted monkey flower) is the source of this 754-nucleotide messenger RNA. RefSeq names its product putative zinc finger A20 and AN1 domain-containing stress-associated protein 8. The record is from RefSeq and is a predicted model, not a curated record. NCBI's taxonomy places the organism in Eukaryota, Viridiplantae, Streptophyta, Magnoliopsida, Lamiales, Phrymaceae. Gene Ontology annotation, molecular function: DNA binding; zinc ion binding.